Molecule: messenger RNA, 955 nt
Organism: Paramuricea clavata
Lineage: Eukaryota; Metazoa; Cnidaria; Anthozoa; Malacalcyonacea; Plexauridae
Source: the annotation of a GenBank genome assembly
AUGGGACCCAAUAUAGAACCCUGGGGUACUCCAGAUAGGACAGGUAAGGGCAUUGAGGUAGCCCCUAAUACUGUGGUCUGCUGGGAACGAUUCGAGAGAUAGUCCUUUAACCAGUCAUGUAGUUUACCAGUUAUACCGAAUAGUUUAAGCUUGAAUAUAAGUUUAUGACAUCACACUGAAACUACCAAAGUGUUCGUUCGCAGUACCGCAAAUAAACGUGUUUGGUUAUAUCGUGUCCGAGAAAGCGAUCAGACCAGAUAGCACCAAAGUCGAAGCCAUAACAAAUGCUCCACAUUCUACCACAGCAUCGGAAGUCAGAUCCUUCCUAGGCCUCACCAAUUAUUGUUCGAGAUAUAUACCCGACUACAGCAGCCUAACCUUCCCACUUCGACAGCUUACAAAGAAGAAUGUCACGUUUCACUGGGAUCACAGUCACGAGAAAGCAUUCCAGUCACUGAAGAAUGCCAUCACCACUUCACAGGUAUUAGCUCAUUAUAAUCUUACUGCGGAAACUAAAGUCGUAGUAGAUGCAUCGCCAUGGGCACUGGGUGCCGUACUUCUCCAGAAACAAGCCGACGACAAUUAUCGACCAAUCGCGUAUGGUAGCAGAUCGCUAGCAGAUGUCGAACAGAAGUAUGGUCACAUAGAGAAAGAAGGAUUAGCAAUCGUAUUCGGAUGUGAACACUUUCACAUGUACCUAUAUGGACGUAGUUUUGAAUUGGAGACAGACCACCGACCUUUAGAGCAUAUCUACAAGGCAAAGCUUCAAAGCAAACCAACAUCAGCUAGACUCGAAAGAUGGAGACUUCGACUCCAAGAGUACGACUUCCACGUUAUCUACCGACCUGGCCCAUCCAAUCUGGCCAUCCUUUGUCCCGACUCCCGAAAGAUGGAAACGAUGGAAACAAGAGGAGUAACAUGGAGGCUCGCGCUGACCGAUAUGUUCAUUACAUGA